Coniosporium apollinis CBS 100218 is the source of this 738-nucleotide messenger RNA. RefSeq lists its product as uncharacterized. The transcript is spliced from 2 exons. Bases 1 to 738 code for a protein of 245 amino acids. The record is from RefSeq and is a predicted model, not a curated record. Lineage: Eukaryota; Fungi; Ascomycota; Dothideomycetes.
AUGGCAUCAGCACCGGUACCACGUUUCCUCCUCCCACGGCCCUAUCUGCCGCUACUCCGCCAUCAGCGAGCGCUACAGCGGCAGCCCGCGCUUCCAAUCACAUCCCGCAACGCCUCUUCCAAAUCCACUCGCAAUGAGAGACCUAUCGUGCUUGAGAAGCCAGACAAGUUCCGGCCACCAUCGCACGGAGCGCGAUUACCGCCCCGCAAGCAACCACAGUACACAUACGGUGCACGACUCACCGAUGAACAGAUUGCGGAGCAGAAGACCAAGCAGUACCCCCACAUGAUGCCGCCGGAGGGAAGCUUCACGCACUGGAUCUUGACGAACAGGAUGCUGCAUACCUGGAUAUCACUUUCCGUUCUCUUCUCCCUCGCCCUCUUCACAAUGCUCACGAAUUUCACCAACUCAACCCCCUACGCCGACCUCCUUCCCCCGCGGGACAUGCUCCUCAAGCAUCCCAUUCAGUAUUUGACACAAUUCAAGGAGGUCUACAAGAUGCACACCGCCUAUAUAACCGCCGAGACGCAGGAGCGGCGGCGGAGGAAGGUUGAGGAUGUGCAGAAGCGGGCGGAGUACCGCAAAGCGCAUGGGCUGGAGGGCGAACAGGGGCUGGGUGGGUGGACGGCUAAGACGGAGGGCGAGGGGAUGGGGCCGGCGUUGGCGGAUGACAGGGAUACGUAUACGGAUUUUGAGGGGAAGAAGCGGCCGGUCAAGAAGUGGUUGGGCAUCUGGUGA